CAUCGUGGUUGUUGGCGCCUCUCAGGUGUUCCGGCGUGGUACAUUCUGUAGCUGGAAAAGAGGAAUCCUUGCUCCAGAAUCCAUCUCAUCCGCUGGAAGUUCGUCCGCCUGUGACCUCCGACGUGCAGAACGAGCAAGCGUCCACUAGUGGCUUGUUUGCCGGCAAACUGCGAAGCUAGCGAACCUUUUGUGCACGCGGUACCUGGUGCAUGUCUCCAGGCCAGUGAUCAACGAUCAGCUAUCUCGACGGGUGCGCUAGAAAGGGUUUUGUUUUUGAUAAGCAAAAGAGCACUUUGGAGGAAACCUCUUUUAACUGAGGCAAAAGUAGAAGGAGUUAAACAAACCGACAAAACAGAUAAAAAUGGCACCGAACGCAACGGUAGAGGCAACGGGUGUCCUGAACGAGGUGGACGCCGAAACGAUCGACGGUGGGCUGGCGAAGGAUGUGACGCCGCUGAAGCGCGCGGAAAAGCGCAAGAUCAAGCUGGUAUGGCGAAACGUGCUCGCCUUUGGCUACCUCCAUUUGGCCGCCGUCUACGGUGCCUGGUUGAUGCUGACCUCGGCCCGCUUGUACACGAUUGCAUUCGCGUUUGUACUGUACGUCAUGUCUGGACUGGGCAUUACGGCCGGCGCCCAUCGUCUGUGGGCCCAUCGGUCGUACAAGGCGAAGCUGCCCCUGCGCAUCAUUCUGGCCAUCUUCAACACGAUCGCGUUCCAGGACUGCGCGCUCCACUGGGCCCGCGACCACCGGGUGCAUCACAAGUACUCGGAGACCGACGCGGACCCGCACAAUGCGACCCGCGGCUUUUUCUUCUCGCACAUCGGCUGGCUGCUGUGCCGUAAGCACCCGGAAGUCAUUGCCAAGGGCAAGCAGCUGGACAUCGCCGAUCUGGAAGCCGAUCCUGUCCUGCGCUUCCAACGCAAACACUACAUGCUGCUGAUGCCGCUUGCUUGCUUCAUCCUGCCCACCAUCACGCCCGUCUACUUCUGGAACGAGAGCUGGACCAACGCGUGGUUUGUCGCUACCCUGUUCCGCUGGACAUUCAUUCUGAACGUGACCUGGCUGGUAAACAGCGCUGCCCACAAGUGGGGCGAUAAGCCGUAUGAUAAGAGCAUUUCGCCCUCGGAGAACCGCACGGUGGCAUCGUUCGCGUUCGGCGAAGGAUGGCACAACUAUCACCACGUGUUCCCGUGGGACUACAAGACGGCCGAGCUGGGCAACUACCGGAUGAAUCUGACGACGGCGUUCAUUGACUUUUUCGCCAAGAUCGGCUGGGCGUACGAUCUGAAGACGGUCUCGCAGGAGAUCGUGGAGAAGCGCGUCAAGCGCACCGGCGACGGUAGUCACGCGACCUGGGGCUGGGGCGACAAGGACCAGGACCAAUACGAGGUGCAGCAUGCGACCAUCAUCAACCAGAAGGAGGAUUAGGGACGCACGUUUCGCGUGGCCUAAUGAGCAUGGGAAAAAACAGUAGGAUAUUGUGCGGGGGGAAUAUCAUGCGCUCUUUUAGAAAAAGGCAGUAGUGAUACGGGAAACACAUGGGUGGCGCUCCUUGUGAUAGGAAUGAAAUCGAAUUUGGAUCGAGAGAGAGAGAGAUAGAGAGCAAAAGUACGAUAAAACUUCGAGCUGUGUGUGAGUGUAUGUGUGAAAGAAGGAAGUAAGAUACUCGAAGUAGGAGAGAAAGAUGAAGAUAACAUCAAAAGGCUGGUUCACAAAACACUACACUAAACUAUUAUAGCGAUAUCCCCAAAAAUGAUCCCCACAAGAACAAAAACACGCACCAUACACUUAUCAUCAACAUUCACAUCAACAGCCAUACACACUGCAGACAACUUACAUGGUAACUGUAAAUUUUGGUUUAAGAAAACGUAUCUUGUAAUUUUGGUUUUCCCCCUCCUCCCUCUUGUGCGGUACAACAAAAGGCGUACAACGUGCUGUUUGUGGAAAUGGAAGUGGUCCAAGCUUGUCACCCCUUUGUACGCGGGACGGAAUAAGGAUUGUAGGGAGAGAGAUAGAGAGAGAGAUAAGCGGGAGGCGAAAAAAACAAACGGAUAGCUAGCCUACUAGCACAUAGAUACAGGAUUAUCUAUGCCAUUGUCCAUCCCAGUAAGUGAUUUUUAAUGCCUUUUGUCACAGAAAAGCCAAACUCCGAUGAGCGCAGCAGCUCGAAUUUUCCAAUAGGCAGCAAGAACUAGCGUUGUGGAUCCUUGUUCCCCUGAGCCAAGCGGCGAUGAACAGUAGCAAGGGUGGGGAGGCCACACGGAGUCGACGGAACACCGGCGAAGCGAAGAAAGCGUGUGACACACAAGGACAGUGUGUUAGGAGAGGGUUUAGUUUUCUGAAUUACUUCAGUUGUUCGCCCCACAUGUUAGAAACGAAAUAAGAUUUGUUUUUUUUUCCAGUAUGUUUAGAACGAGAGAAUAAGAGAUCUGUGGUUUAUAGAAUAUAUAAUAUUGGGGAACGAAAAGUCAGGGGACUGAAAAGAAAACAAACGGGGGGAUAGAAUCAACCAGGAAAAAGGGUCAGAAACGGCAACCAAAAGGUCGCGCUGCUGCGUUUGGGUUCGAUUUCAAUUGUGUAGACUUAAGUUAGUUUAUUUAUUGUUUCCCUCCCGCGCGCUCUGGGACACGAUUCAAUAUAAACGAUCCCGAUUCGUUGUCGCCUGUACAAGUGGCGAACAGUAAA
This is a messenger RNA of Anopheles coustani, 2686 nucleotides long. RefSeq names its product acyl-CoA Delta-9 desaturase-like. The record is from RefSeq and is a predicted model, not a curated record. Gene Ontology annotation, cellular component: endoplasmic reticulum membrane. Gene Ontology annotation, molecular function: stearoyl-CoA 9-desaturase activity; iron ion binding. Gene Ontology annotation, biological process: unsaturated fatty acid biosynthetic process. NCBI's taxonomy places the organism in Eukaryota, Metazoa, Arthropoda, Insecta, Diptera, Culicidae. The coding region runs from base 362 to 1429 and encodes 355 amino acids. The transcript is spliced from 5 exons.